CAUUGACCAAUAUUAAUUCUGUCGCAACCUCUGAAACAGUCAUUUCACAUCAUCGCAGAAGGAGGAAAAGAUGGAGAGAGAGCCACAGAAGGUUCGGGAGGGUUAUCUUGUGAAGAAGGCCAUGUUUAACAACUGGAAGCCUAUGUGGGUGACACUGCUGGAGGAUGGAAUAGAAUUCUACAAGAAGAAAAGUGACAACAGCCCAAAGGGGAUGAUACCAAUUAAAGGAGUGGUUAUCACAAAUCACUGUCAGGAUUUUGGAAAAAGAACAUUUGUGUUUAAGCUCACGACUGCUAAACAGCAGGAUCACUAUUUCCAAGCGUCUCACCAAGAAGAGCGUGAUGCAUGGGUUAAGGACCUUAAAAGAGCCGCAAAAUGCAUUGCAGAUGGUCAAAGGUUUGCAAGAAAAUCAACCAGAAAAUCAAUCAGAUUACCUGACACAAUAAAUUUAGGUGAGUUGCAUAUCGCAAUGAAAGAUGCCAACCAAGGAAUUAAAGAAAUUAAGUUGGAGAAGGACAAAAAAGUGUUCAACCACUGUUUUACAGGUACUUGUGUCAUCGAUUGGUUAGAAGCUAGUAAAUCGGUCAGAAAUCGCCAAGAGGGACUUGUCUUGGCCUCUGCUUUACUAAAUGAAGGUCAUCUUCAGCCUGCAGGAGAUGUGUCGAAAAGCGCUGCCGAAGGUUUGGCAGAAACAACGUUUCUUGACAGCACUGAGGCCUUAUAUUACUUCCCAGACAGUGGAUUUUUUUGUGAAGACAACUCUAGUGAUGAUGAUGCAAUUGUCAAAGAGCAGUUUCGAGGAAUAAUUGUGAAGCAAGGCUGUUUACGGAAGCAGGGGCACAGAAGGAAAAACUGGAAAGUAAGAAAAUUUGUCCUUAGAGAAGACCCCGCCUACCUGCACUACUAUGAUCACGCCUCAGGAGAUGAAGAUCCACUGGGAUCUAUACAUCUGCGAGGCUGUGUUGUGACUGCUGUAGAAGAAGCGAAGAAAUUAGACGUUGAAGGAAAUCUUUUUGAAAUCAUCACGGCAUCUGAAGUGCAUUACUUCCUGCAGGCUGCAUCAGCAGAGGAGCGAAAAGAGUGGAUUAAAGCUAUUCAGACUGUCUCUAAAAUUGGAAAAUAGGAACCCAGAACAAUUUUGUUUAUUGAACCACUGGAAUAAACAUUGAGGGCAGCAGAGGAAGGAAUAAUACAUGAAUUAGAAAUGUUAUAGAAGUAUUUAUAUGGUCACUAACCUUUCAACAUAUUUAUCAGGAUAGGUUGUCAUGUAUGUACAUGUGUAGUAGCACUAUUUCUGGAAGGUAAAUAACUAGUUUAUGGCAUAUUUCCCUAGUUCCCCCCUUCCCCUUUCUGUCUUUAACUUUCAGGUGUCCCUGAGCUAGUGGGUAGAGACUAGAUACCUAUGAUGACUGGAAACUGCACACACACAAAAGAGGACAUCCUGCUUCCUUAUAUCUUCAUAGCACAGCCAGAGCAGCAGCAGCAUAGAGGACAUAAUGAAGCUGUUCCGAGCAGUGUAAACUAUAAAUCAAGCCCUGAAGUGAAAUCUAACACUUAAGAAAUUUCAGCAGCCUCUCGGUAUGUCUUUCUCUGCCUUUGUCUCACUUUGCAGUUAGCUCCUCCUCCAUUUUGUGGUGAUAGGCUAGUUACCAUUUAAAGGGGUUCUCCGGUGCCCCUCAAUGCAAGCCGACGGGAGGGGGCAUGAUAGCUAUCACGCCCCCUCCCAUCGGCUUGCAUUGAGGGGCGGAGCGUGACGUCACAUGGGGGCGGAGGCGUGACGUCACACGCCGCCGGCCCUGUAGUCGCCCGUAAUCAGACCCGGAGACAACACGCUCCGGGGACUGAUUACAAACGGGGUGCCGCGUGGAUGAUCGCGGGCGUCCCCAUCUGCGGGACUCCCGCGAUCAGGCAUCUUAUCCCCUAUCCUUUGGAUAGGGGAUAAGAUGUGUAAGCACCGGAGAACCCCUUUAAAGCUAUAUGUAAAGUGCUGUACAAGCCAUCUACUACACAGUUUUGGGUUAUUUUGAAGGAUAACACCAUAUUGAAUUAUUUUUGAAUGCUGUUCAUGUAAUUUACAGUUAUUAUUACGAAGACACUGCUAGCAAGAAAAAUAGCAACUAAUAAAGACAUACA
Messenger RNA from Hyla sarda, 2133 nucleotides. It is a transcript of the gene PLEK, whose product is annotated as pleckstrin. Lineage: Eukaryota; Metazoa; Chordata; Amphibia; Anura; Hylidae. The record is from RefSeq and is a predicted model, not a curated record. Gene Ontology annotation, cellular component: plasma membrane. The transcript has 9 exons. Bases 71 to 1123 code for a protein of 350 amino acids. Gene Ontology annotation, biological process: intracellular signal transduction; actin cytoskeleton organization.